Molecule: messenger RNA, 516 nt
Organism: Prorocentrum cordatum
Lineage: Eukaryota; Dinophyceae; Prorocentrales; Prorocentraceae
Source: the annotation of a GenBank genome assembly
AUGUAUUUGUUCUCCGUGCUCACGUUUGUGGCUCAGCUCGAACCUCCACUGGCCGCGUGGGAAGCAGCAGAACAGGCGGCGUGUCGGGCGCUUUUUCGUGGCACAACCAGGCUCCUGGGCAACGUCAAGCACUUCGGCCUCCCCGCGGAGCUUCCCGACCUUCACUGCGCCGCACAAGCCGUGAAAUGCAGGGUCCACAACUAUCAGUGCCGCAAGACAGAUGGGCUCAAGGUCGCGGAGCGCGCCCGCCACCUCGACAGGGCCGUCGCGAGCUGCGACAUCCUUGGCCGGAGGGCGCGGCGGAGAAGUCGGUUCCAGAAUUCGCCCCUCCGCAAUUUGCAUCGGGCCCACGACAAGCUCUGGAGAUCACCGCCGCAUUCCAAGACCCUCGACGGCAUGGCAAAGCACGGGAUCAGGGCCAGAUGGCAGCACAUCUGCCACGACUGCCUACGUCCUCCCUCCGCCGACGACGCUCUCCGGCAUGUGCGGCGGCGCCUGGACAGGUGGCAGGCGUAG